Striga hermonthica is the source of this 2703-nucleotide messenger RNA. Lineage: Eukaryota; Viridiplantae; Streptophyta; Magnoliopsida; Lamiales; Orobanchaceae. The record is from the annotation of a GenBank genome assembly.
AUGGCGGAGGGGAUGAGGCCGCUGUUCGACGCGUCGGCAUACGUGCUGUUCGAGGCGAUCGGCGAUUCCGAGGCCGAGGAUUUCGACGGCGUCGGCUCCGCCCAACAACAUGUCGAGCAACAGGCCGGGACGAUGCAGCAGCCACCGGGCCUCGCGCAACGCCAGCACGAGCAACCAUCUCGCGAGGCCAUUACGCCAGCUUCACGCCGUGAAGAGCAUCACGAACCAACAGAGACCAAGGCCUACGCAAGCCUCGCGCCGCUAGGCCUCUCAUGCCACGACGUCCGCGUCUCUUCGCGCAGCGGGGGCUCUCACGAGGGAACAGAGGGACGUGCCAUUGAAGAUUCGCGCCGCGACGGAGGAAUGAGGGCUUCAAACGAAGCUUCCAUCAGCAGUGAGUUGAUAAACACUCAAGUUAGGCGCAGAAACGAGGUGGGCCUUGAUUUGAUUGCUGCUGUAAAAGGACUUCACGUGCUUAGCCCACAGCAGCUUACGCAACUCAUCAGGGAUUCUGGCAAUAAUAUUGUUCAACAUAUCGCUGAAGAUGGAUCACACAUACAGGUUGACAUGGAAAAAAUUGCGAGAUAUCUUCCCUUACACCUGAUUGCAGUGAUAAUGGCCUGGGAAAGGGACAAGGCUACAUUCAAGUAUUUGUUUUGUGGAGUUCUUCUGUUACAUUCUAUGUGUGAUCUUGCUUCCCGGGUUCCCAAAAUUGAGCAGAUAUUGCUUGAUGAUGUGAGAGUAUCUGAACAGCUAGUCAACCUGGUAUUUUAUCUGGUCAUUCUUCUGGGUGCAUACAGACAGGACUAUCAGAAUAUUACCAAUGAUAUGAUUCUCUUGCAUUCAGCCCUGGUGGCCUACACUAUAAAAUUGCUAAUGGUUAUUGUCUCUCCUCAAUACCAAGAUGUUGCUCGAGUUUUGUCUGCCUACUACAAAGUUGAUAUAUUUAUGGACGCUACAUUUUCUGCUGUUUGUAUAGAUGUCAAAUAUUUGCAAUCAAAGCUUUCAAUUGAACAAACCGAGUCUUCGGCUGGUACUCCUCCCCUUACUGCAGAAGAGAACUUGAAUCAUCUUUGCCAGCAGUGUGACUCCUCUUUGCAUUUUCUGCAGUCUUUAUGUCAAGAGAAAUCGUUCCGAGACUGCAUUAUUAAAAAUAAGGAGGUAUGUGGCAAUGGAGGUGCUCUUUUACUGGUACAGGCCGUUUUGAACCUUAAGAUAUCACCCUUGUAUAAUAAUACAUCCUUGUAUAUGGCAUCUAUCUCUCGGUUGAAGUCUAAAGCAUUAUCCAUUCUCUUGCACCUAUGUGAAGCGGAAUGCAUGUCCUUCCUGGAUGAGGUUGCCAGUAAUCCGAGAAGUCAGAAUCUGGCAAAGUCUGUUGCACUACAGGUCCUUAAAUUGUUGAAGCAGAUGUUUGGUAUAGAUUCCAAUACCUCAAAAAUGUCUUCCGAGAUGGUUUAUUCGAAAGGGCAACUGGAACUUAAUGCGAUGCGCCUGACUGAUGUCUUAUCCGACGAUUCAAAUUACCGUCAGUUUGUCACGUUAAACUUUACGGAAAUUUUGGCGGCAAUCUUUCUUCUCCCACAUGGAGAAUUUUUGUCUGGUUGGUGUUCAUCCAAUUUUCCAGUGUGUGAAGAUGAUGGAAGUUUGGACAUACCUCGGGCAUCUUAUGCUCAUCAGAGAACAUCUUUACUAAUUAAAAUAUUAGCAAAUCUUCACUGUUUUGUUCCUGAUGUCUGCCAAGAUGAGAAGGAUCUCUUCCUACAUAAGUUCGUGCGGUUCAUAGAAUGCUCAUCUACUUCCGAUACUGAAAAAACUGGAACAGUUGGCAAGAAUUUAUGUUCAUUGUUAAGUCAUGCAGAGUCUUUAGUUCCCCGGUUUCUAAAUGAAGAAGAUCUGCAGCUCCUAAGGUUAUUUAUUAAUCAAUUUGACUCUUCGGUUGUUUCUACUGCUGUUGAAGCUCUAUCUUUCCAAGAUGCUCGAAAUACAGGGCCCCGAUCUUCACCAUUUCAGAUUGAAGUCGCAUCAAGUCAUGGCAAUAAUGAUUUCAACAUGCAAGAAGCCACAGUGGAUACCGUUAUUUCCGGGGAUAAAGGCCACUCGGGCAUCGGCCCGAAUGGUAAUAAGCAAUGCACUCUUGGGGAAAGUAAAUCCUGGAUGAUGGAUCAAGCUAAGAAGCCCAAUGGGCCCCACAUAAAUUUGAAAGAAAUCGAGAUGGAUUCCAGCCCGACACGUGGAAAGACCUCUGUCGAGCGUAUGGAUAUCUAUCUAGAUGACGAAAAGGCUAACGCCACACAUUCUGACGAGAAUCAGCAAAGAAAUCGUAAGCGGAUUUUAAUGAAUGACAUGCAGGUAGCACUCAUUGAGUCCGCGCUUCUGGACGAACCCAAUAUGCACCGUAACUCUGACUCGUUGAAAUCGUGGGCCGAAAAAUUAAGUCUAUAUGGAGCUGAAGUCACUAUUUCAAGGCUAAAAAAUUGGCUCAAUAACCGAAAAUCGAAACUCGCCCGCGCUGCCAAAGAUGUCCGUGAACCAUAUGAAGGGGAAAGAAGUCUCGAGAGACAAGGCAGUUGGGCCGCCGUUCACUCAGACUCACCCUUGGGCCCAAUCGAAGACUCCCGGGUCCAGCUCAAGUCAAGAUGGAGCACCAAAAAUGAGCCCACAGACAACCCAUUUUCUGCAGAUGCUGCAAGUCCCUUUCCAUAA